This is a messenger RNA of Penicillium coprophilum, 915 nucleotides long. RefSeq lists its product as uncharacterized. The transcript is spliced from 3 exons. Lineage: Eukaryota; Fungi; Ascomycota; Eurotiomycetes; Eurotiales; Aspergillaceae. The record is from RefSeq and is a predicted model, not a curated record. Bases 1 to 915 code for a protein of 304 amino acids.
AUGACAGCUAACUCCAGCUACAAGCUCUCACAAGAGCAAAUUGAUCAUUUCAUGAGAUAUGGAUACGUGCGUCUACCAGAGUGUUUCUCCCGGGAGAAAGCAGCCGAGUGGGCAGGCGAUGUGUGGACUAGACUCGGUGUAUCACCAACGGAUAAGUCCACAUGGACAACCGAAGUUACCCAUAUGGGAGACACCAAGGAAGAACCGGGGGAAGACCGCGUGGCACCGGAAUCGGCCACUUGGAACGAUGCAUUGAUCGUAAAUCUCGGCUCCCCCGAGUCCGAGGGUACUUGGCCCCAUCCUGCUGAUCUGCCGGGGUGGCAUGUGGAUGGCGACUUCUUUACCCAUUUUCUUGAUUCGCCCGAACAGGCCCUGCUCGUUAUACCGCUAUUUACCGACAUCCAGGAUCGUGCAGGUGGAACUAUGAUCUGCCCUGAGGCGAUGAAAUUUGUUGCCCAGCAUCUGUACAAUCAUCCUGAGGGCGUGACACCGUACAUGUAUCCCCGUGGCCAAAAGCCCGUUGAGAACCCCAGUGAUACACCCUUUUACUCGGAUAUCAUGAAGAAAUGCACCGACUUCCACGAAAUGACUGGUGAAGUGGGCGACGUGAUUCUUCUCCAUCCUUUCAUGUGUCACUCGAUUUCUGUCAACAGCCUGAGACAUCCCCGGGUUAUUACCAACCCUCCAGUGGCCUUGAAACAGCCAUUCAAGUUUGACCGGGAUGAUCCUUCCAAAUACAGUCUCGUGGAGAAGAAGACACUAGAGAUGCUUGGCAAAGACAGGCUGUCUGGCUGGAAAAUCCAAGGGAAGCGAGAGUUCGUUGUUCCUCCGAGGCUAAGGGGUGAAAGCCGAUCGAGCGAGAGUAAGAUAGAAAAACUUGCGAACAUCACCGGACAAGCCAUGCCAGCCGCCUGA